AUGGAUGAUAAUUGUAAUAUGUCAGCGUGGCUUCUCACUUUACUUGUAGCCCUUGCUGCCGCAGAGCGAAUAUUCAUUACUAGCAUAGUUCCCAAUAUCGGUCCUACCACAGGCAAUACCCGUGUCUUAGUUAGAGGAACCCAUCUGGAGCCCAGAGAGGAUCAUCCUUCUCCUAAGUGCAAGUUUGGCUCCAAGAAGAACAUUGUUAAGGCCACCUAUGUCACCUGCACACCCAUCCCAAGACGUCCAGACGAGCCAGAGCCAACAACAGCAGAAAAGACAGCUCACUGCAUUGAAUGCGACCCAAGCCCAGAAUCGCCGGUAUCUGAUAUGGUCCCAUUUAGUGUCUCGAUCACUGGAGACUUCACAGAUGUCGAAAACUCAGCUGAAUUCCAAUACUACCCACCACCUAAGGUCAACUACAUCGUCCCUAUCUACGGACCUAAAAAUGGAGGCACAGUGGUGACAGUUUAUGGGGAAAAUUUCAUUGAUUUCGACCAAUACCUCAGAUGCUCUUUUGGUACUAAGGCCGUGCCUGGAAUUUAUAUCAGUCCUACAAUGAUGUAUUGUGUCAGUCCUUUUUCUGAUACAGUCGUCGCAGGAAUGCCAUUCAGAAUUACCUUGAAUGACCAACAGAACACCAAGGAUGAUAUUAAGUAUUAUUACUACCCAGAGCCAGCAAUCAUGAAGCUGACCCCAGACAAAGGACCAACAACAGGAGGCACUGUGGUUAUGAUCGAAGGCCAAGACUUAGACCCUUUCAAUGAUGUGCUUUCUCAAGUCAACAACCAUAACGACACUUACUGUAGGUUUGGGAACGAUUUUCUUACCCCAGCAACAAUUUAUUCAGAUAUUUUGAUAUCCUGUGUUGCACCUCCAAGCCCAAUUAUUAGGACAGUUUUAGUUGAUGUUACAUUAAAUAAUGCAGACAUGAUCCUCAACCCUGGAAGCUGGACCGAUGAUCAUUUGCCUUAUACAUACUAUGCUCCUGCUUACGUGUAUGAUUGCAACCCAAGGGUUGGCCCAACAAGCGGCAAUACCAGCGUUUACGUCUCAGGAUCAAACUUUAAUGACACUGGCUCUAUUAAGUGUAGAUUCGGAAGCAAAGUGGUCAGCGGCAGAUUCCUAAGUGUCAAUGAAAUUUUAUGUUUAAGUCCAGCCGUCGACAACCCAGGACUUGUAGACUUGAGUGUUUCACUUAUUGAAGACAACUUUGGACAAUCAGUCAAGUAUUUAUACUACGCAACUCCUUGGAUUGAUUCAAUUCAGCCCAUGUGUGGACCUACAACUGGAUAUACUCAAAUCACAGUGACUGGCAAAAACUUUGUCUUCACGGGUCCCAAUCUUGUGUUUUGCAUAUUUGGUGAUAAUAUUUUCACCCCAGCAACUGUUAUGAGUGAGACUGAAAUUAAAUGUGACUCCCCAGACAUCCACCUAGAUGAUAAGCUGGUAAAGCAGAUAUUCUUUAAUGUAUCAGUCACUUUGAAUGGCAAGGACAGAAGUCAAUCGAAAAAGCCUAUCAUUUUCAGCUUCUAUCAGUUCCAUAAACUAUUCUCAAUGACUCCUACUAGUGGACCAAUCACAGGAAAUACUACGGCUGUUCUGCAUGGAGAGCACUUUGCCCAGCCUGGAGUUUGCAAUGUGACUGUGAGGUUUGGAACGACUGAGGUUUUGACAUUCAACCAUACUGACACUGUGGCAGUUGCUAUGAGUCCUUCAGUUAAAGUUCCUGGAGAUGCUAUUGUCCAGCUUUCACUUAAUGGUCAACAGUUUACGGAUCAGGAAGGCACGAAAAAUAUCGGAGGAAGCAAAUUUGAUGAAGGGGUGCUCGGCUUCUAUUUCUAUCAAGAUCCUUUAGUCACUGAUUUCAAGCCUAAGCAAGGGCCAAAGACUGGAAAUGCUACUGUUGUAGUUUAUGGAGCUGGGUUUUUAGAUGCAGAGGAGAGCCCAGAUGAUCUCCAUGUCUUACUGAGAUUCAACUAUACAAACGGAACCUACAUCGGCACAGGAGUCUGUUAUGAUGUGCAGCUUAAUCAAGCAAAAUGUUGGACUCCUGCUGCAAAGGCUGGGACUAAGGCAUACUUGGAAAUAACUAAAAACGGCGUCAACUACCUAAAGAUCAGAAAUACAGGCAGCACUGCUGAUGAUGACACUUAUCUAUUUUACGAAGCUCCUGUCAUAAUUGACAUUGAUCCUAAGUUUGGCCCAGUCAAAUAUGACGAACCUAGAAACCUCACAGUGAACGGCACAAACUUCAAGUGCCUCAGCACAAACUGUGACGAGCUAGCUUGCAGAUAUGGGACAAAACCUUACCCAAUUUACACUAAAGGCUACCUUAAAGACGACAAGCACAUUAUCUGUGAAAUCCCUAACCUAAGCAGACCUGAAGCAGUAGAAGUCGAAAUCACGUUGAACGGCAACGAUUACACUAACGAUCACAAGUUCUAUACCUAUUAUGAUGCCUUUGUGCUCGAUGUGGUGCCUAAGUUUGGCAAGAGGGAAGGAGGCACCAAUGUGAGUGCCAUGGGAUUUGGCUUUGCUGACACUGGCUCAGAGCUGGAAUGCAGAUUUGGAAGCAAGGAAAAUCCUCUAUUAUGCAAAUUCAAGGAUUGCAUUGUCAAAGCAAAGUUUAUUAGUGAUACCGAAGUCCAAUGCACCACUUUCGCACAGAGUGAUAUCGUCUACAAGAGCACUGGGGAGCCAGUUGGAGAUGAAGGUUUUGAUAUCGAAGUAGCUGUUAGAGACAGAAAGUUCACUAACUCUCAUAACAAAUUCAGAUACUUCAAAGAGCCUACAUAUAAGAGCAUCAAUCCAGAUCGCGGCUCAUCUAGCGGUGGAAGCUACAUUGUGACUGAGACUGAUUUCCAUUGGAGAUCUGAGAACAACACUGACGGAAACAAAAAAGAAUUCAUUGAAAAAUACGUCAUCGUCAAGUGCAGGUUCACAGGGAAAAAUCAAACUGUCACUGUAGAAGGAAACAUCAUCACUUAUCCAUUCCACUCCCAUGGUCUUUCUAAUGCAAUUACUUGUCUCAGUCCUCCAUGGUCUGGCAUUGAAGAUGUGAAAAUUGACUUGACUAUUAAUGGGAAAGAUUACUCGGGCAACUUCACCUUUAAAUACGAAGAGAAGCUUGAAGGAAUGAAAAUCACACCAGCUUGCGGGAUUAAUGGCGGAGAAACCAAGAUCACUAUUCUAGGCACAGGCUUCAACGAUUUAACGAACUUGCAUCUUAAGUGGGGCACUGAGUCCAGACCUGCGAACUUAGAAACGCUAUUUUCCCCAUCAUCAGGAGUUAUGACUGGGUACUCAGCACCAACCCCAACCAAAAACACGCAUGGUGGCUUUGUUUAUGUCGAAAUCGGCCAUAAUAUCGAUCUUGAGGACAAUUAUGGGCAAAAUUAUACAUUCUAUGGGGACUACACUUCUAAUAAACUGCUUUAUUUCUACUACAAGGAGCCAGUCAUUAAAUACAUAUUCCCACAUGGUGGUCCAAACACAGGAGGCACUGAAGUCACUCUUGCAGGAGCUUGGUACAUCAAUUAUCCUUCUAUGGGCUGCACUCCACUCUGCAGAUUUGGCGAAAAAGUGGUUCCAGGAGAGUUCAUCUCAACCGUAAGAGUUAAGUGCAUUUCUCCAGCUCAGCCUGGUCUUGCAGCAGCAGUUCCUCUUGAUGUCAGCUUCAAUGGAGUUGAUUGGACAAAUGGCGAACAAAUCUUUGUGUACUAUAACGUUCCUUUCAUCAGCCACAUUUUGCCAGUAUCUGGGCCAAGUACUGGAGGCACUAUGAUAGGAGUUUACGGGUCCAAUUUCACUGGCCAAGCGAAUCCAGACGAGUUCAUGUGCAGAUUCAGAGCAGUAAGUAUCAACGCUCCAGACAAGUUCAUCCACGCCUUUUACAAGAACGAGUCCUUAAUUUACUGCACCUCACCAGGUGGCUGGGGCUCAGGCACUGAAGCUAGGGUUGAUAUUACCUUUAAUGGUAUAGACUAUACCACCAGCAAUUCUUCAUUUUUCUUCUUCCAAGUAGAUGGCGCAAGACCUCUGAGUGGGCCAAAUACAGGCUCAAACAAAGGAAUCACCAUUUUUGGCUCUGGCUUUAUUCCAAAUCCUAAUGCAGCCUGCGUUCUAGACUAUAAAGAAUACAGACCAAUUGCAAUUUCCUGGAAUUACAUGAUCUGCCCAAUGCCAGCUUCAAUGAAGGACGACUUUUUAGGCGAAGUAACUUUCGAAAUCACUAUGAAUGGGGUUGAUUAUAGAAAAUUCGAGCAUGGAUUCCGAUAUUACAGACAAGCAAAUGUCUCAAGUGUUGAGCCUGACAAUGGACCAGUUUCUGGAGGGUCUUUGAUUACUAUUUAUGGUGGUCCAUUCAAAUCAGAUUUCGAGCAAGCCAAUUUGACCUGUAGGAUAGGAGAAUUUGCAAGCCAUGCUACGAAACUAAGUGAAAAUGUUGUACAAUGUCUUACUCCUCAAAUGGAAAGACCUAAGAAUGGCACUCAGCUUAUAGUCAGCGUCGCUAUAAAUGGCCAAGAUUACGCUCCAAGCAACCAUACUUAUUCAGUCUACGGCCUCUUGGACUCAGCUCCUAAAGGAGGUCCAAUUGCAGGAGGUACUGAGGUGAUGCUUAGAGGAUAUGGAUUUAAGAACACUGACCCAAGAUGCAGAUUUGGCAUUGAUAGUGUCAACUUGGUAGUCCAAGGAAAAGUUGUUGAUGAUUCCCACAUGAUUUGCGUGUCUCCAGCCAGCUUCAAGAUCCCAGAUGGCUCUCAAUUGCCAUUAGAUGUUCCUUUAGAAAUCGGCUUUAGCGAGGCUAAAUAUCACCCAUGGACCCACACUGAUAACAAAUUCAGAUUUUAUGACAACCCUAAGGUCCUUUCUAUUGUUCCUUCAUACGGCUGGGUAGAUCAAAGAUACGAGCUGAACAUUACAGCUGACGAAAAACAAGGAUUUUUCCCAGCAAUCACUGGAUGGAAGAGCUCAGGAGAACUGGACGUACUGCAUGCCAUAGUGUGUCGCUUUGGAAAAUACGGAACUGUACCGGCAGUCUAUGUAUCUAAAACUUCCAUUAAAUGUGUUACUCCAGAAACAAAAAUAAACAGAAAGGACUUGCAUGAAGAUUCAGUCAAUGUAGAAAUCGCUCUUAAUGGGCAAGAUUUCUUCAAGGCCGGCUCAUACACCUUUAAAGGAACUGCAACUGGGCUUUGGCUGGGGCGCUAUAUGUGGAUCGAAACCAUAGGAAUUGCCUAAAAUUCGAACUUAAUAAAUCUAUGGAAAGGUCUCAGCAUAUAAUAGUCAAAUGAAUCCACUAUUGCUACAAAUAAUCAAUCUAAUGAGUAAAUUUACUAUAAUCUGUUGCAUAUAUUUCCUAUUGUGCAAGGCAUGUGAGAAAUUUCCUCACAUGUCAAAAAAAAAUUCCACAAGUGAAGUGUUGCAUAAAUGCCGGCUUCACAUGUGAAAUAUUUUUUAGCAUGUCGGGAAAUUUCCCACAUGCCUUGCAAAUUAAGAAAUCUGUGUAACAGAUGAUAUAAAACUUAAUGGUAAAAUUUUUUUUUUCUCAUACCUAGUAAUAACUAUGCAAUUUCCUUAAUUAGAAAUCUGUGAGUAAUAAAAAAAAAUCUGUUUUUCAAUAGAAGUAAAAAUGCAAACCCUGACUAGCAGGUAAAAAUGACAUAUUGUUUCAUCAAUUUAGUAUUAUUAAAUCUUUUUUCAGUCAUUUUAUAGAAAAACAAACAGGGUUUAUUAAUAUUACCAAAAUUUAAAAAUUAGUAUUCAUUUAAAAUAUAUUUAUUUUAUUGAUUUAUUAUUUAUUAUUUUUAUUUAGUAUGAAAAUGAUAAUUUAUCUAUUAUUUAUCAUUAUUCAUUUUUGUUCUUUUUAAUAAAUAAAUUAAUUCUUAAAAUUUGGCAAUGUUAAUUUCUAUUUAUAAGUAUAUAGAACGCGAAAAGAAGCAUAUCUAUGGCUUCAACUUGCAUUAUAUUUAGACACUUUUUCAUAUACUCACAGAUUUCUAUUUUAGGAAUUUGCAUUGCUAUUGUAGAUAUAACCAAAUUUUACCGUUAAAAUUUAUAGUAAAUUUACUUAUGAGAUAUUAUUUACAGGUAAUAAUGGAUUCUUAUUGUCUAUGAUUUGCUGAGAUCUUUUUCCAUAGAUUUAUUAGUUCGAAUUUAGGCAAAUACUAUGGUUUUUAUUGUUUUAAUAGGCCUUUGGCUGGUCUUGAUGUGGCUUGGCAUGGUCAUUUUGGCUGUUGCAAUUGUAAUCUUGCUAGGAGUUUGCUGCUAUUAUUUGUGGAACAACAUUUCCAUGCCUAAGAUUAACUUCAACUUCCCUCAAAUGGGAGGAGAUAACGCAGGCAGACAAGCUUCUGUAGGUGGAAGACCGCAUGUCUUUAGAGGAGAUGAUGGAGUUGUUAGGCCAAGAGCAUCUCCAGCAAACGCAGAAUGGCAGACAGAUUUCUCUUAG
Molecule: messenger RNA, 6454 nt
Organism: Blepharisma stoltei
Lineage: Eukaryota; Ciliophora; Heterotrichea; Heterotrichida; Blepharismidae
Source: the annotation of a GenBank genome assembly